GCAAUUCCUGAAGCAAGUUCAAUUUAUAUCACUUCAUUUGUAAUCGAUAUUUCUAACUAAGGAAAUGGAUGAUUCGGAAGAUAAUCAUAAGUAUGUGUCACAGCUGAAGGAAGUUUUUGACAGCUGUGAUUCUACUGGAAGUGGUUCUUUGAAUGAAGAUGAAUUGAAAGCAUUAUGCGAAAAACUGCAUUUGACAGAACAUGCCAACAUAUUAGCUCAUCAUCUUUUUGCAAUUGAUUCUGAGGUCAAAUUUGAUGAUUUCAAAGAAUGUUUCGUUGCUAUUUUAACUCAAGGCAUUUCAAGUGAAAUAUCUAAUGAAGCCUCUGAGGAUACAGCAGAUCGAGAAGUAUCUCCAAAAUUCACUUUGGGACGAAAAAAAUAUGGACGGCGGUCCAGACCUGCUUCUAUUGCAGAUGAUGAUGGUGAUGAUGAGUCAGGUACAUCUGCAGCUGCUCUAAGUCCUCAAAGCUCUACAGAAGUUUCAUCUGCAGAUGUAGCUACAAAAGUUUCUGCCUCUGCAGAAAAUGUAGCUGGAAAAAGACCUAUGAGUCCAAGUCAUACUCAACAACCUCCCACGAAAUCUGGCCGCAUGACUGCCGAGUUUCGAACUGAUAGCGACGGAAGUCAUGAAGAAGUCAAUGUUUCUCAGCGAUCAUUUGAGUCGGAUGGGGAAAUGAGUCAAUCAUUUGACAGCAAUCCAGUCCAGUACUUGCAAGAUACCUGGAAAAAACUGGGCAUUGGUCAGAGUGGGUACUUGAAUGUCGAAGAGCUGGCUUUGGUGUGUGAGCAUAUUGGAAUGGAUAUGACUGAGGAGGUUGUUGCUCAACUCUUUGAGAAACUAGAUUGCGAUCAAGAUGGUCAAAUUAGUUUCGAUGAAUUUCUCCAAGGCUUAUUUCAACAUGGAGAUCCCCAAAACUGUGAUUCACCAGUGCUAAAGUCAGAACAGUCAAAAUCUGUUUACAAUGAGGGAUCUCGUGAAGAUCAUCAAAUUUCAAGUACUUCAAUAUCGGGGAUAUUUUCAUGCAUUGAUGUGAAUAAUACAGGGUACGCCGAUGCCUCUGCCAUCCUGGAACUUUGGGAAUCCCUGGAGCUGUCCUGUUCGCUCCAACUGCUGGAGGAGCUUGGAUUCAAUACGAAUUUAAAAAUAAACUUGUCUGAUCUGACUUCUGUACUGGAGGAAUUAUUGCUCAAUAUAGUAAAUAGACCAAUUCUACAAUUAGCUUUUAUGACGUAUCAAAACGAACUGCAAUUUUUGAGGUAA
Uloborus diversus is the source of this 1261-nucleotide messenger RNA. Its product is annotated as ninein-like protein. The record is from RefSeq and is a predicted model, not a curated record. Lineage: Eukaryota; Metazoa; Arthropoda; Arachnida; Araneae; Uloboridae. Gene Ontology annotation, cellular component: centrosome. Bases 65 to 1261 code for a protein of 398 amino acids. The transcript has 8 exons. Gene Ontology annotation, molecular function: calcium ion binding. Gene Ontology annotation, biological process: microtubule anchoring at centrosome.